Messenger RNA from Hypomesus transpacificus, 2496 nucleotides. It is a transcript of the gene sxph, whose product is annotated as saxiphilin. The record is from RefSeq and is a predicted model, not a curated record. The transcript is spliced from 17 exons. Gene Ontology annotation, biological process: iron ion transport. Bases 194 to 2392 code for a protein of 732 amino acids. NCBI's taxonomy places the organism in Eukaryota, Metazoa, Chordata, Actinopteri, Osmeriformes, Osmeridae. Gene Ontology annotation, cellular component: plasma membrane; recycling endosome; early endosome.
UUGAGUCUUGCACAAUACUGUUAUUUCAACUUGCUUCAACACUGCGUCGCUCGUGGUUGCGACAAUACUGUUAACUGACAUGCUGAAGUAUUCAAACGGAUUUGAGAUCAGAAAAAAACAUCUGUCCCUGUUAUGUAAAACUGACGGCGUUUAUGUCUUUGUUGGACGGUAAUAUCCUUAAUAAGUGACCAUCAUGCGGGCAGUUCUUGUCAUUCUUAUCAGUUUCAUCUAUUUCCACUUCGGUUUGGCUAAGAAGAUGCGGUGGUGCACCGUGUCCGACCCAGAGCACAGGAAGUGUGCGGAGCUGGCCAAAGCACUGGUCGCAGUGUUACCUCCUGCUGCUGUGGCAGCCUUUGCCAGGCUCUCCUGUGUGCGUGCUUACAGCACCACUGACUGCAUCAACAAAAUCAGGGCAAAUCGUGCUGACGUGGUUACGUUAGAUGCAGGGGAGGUUUACACUGCUGUGAAGCAGUUUGGUCUGACUGCCAUUGCCAAGGAGAUCUACAAUGAAGGUGGCUGUAUUCUGGCUGUGGCUGUGGUGAGAAACAGGACCCUAGACCUGCGCUCCCUACAGGGCCACAGGAGCUGUCACAGUGGAGCCCGCUGGACAGCGGGCUGGAGUCUGCCACUGGGCUUCCUGCUGUCUCGUAACUACCUAACCUGGGCCGAGGACCAACCGCUGAGCCAGGCUGUUAGUGCCUUCUUCAGUGCCAGCUGUGUCCCUGGGGCAGCUGGCAUGGCAACCGCCCUCUGUGCCCUCUGUCAGGGGGAGAAGUCUUACAUUCGCCAUCGUAACUACCACUGUGAGACAUCCCAUAGUGAACCCUUCUAUAACAGCCAGGGAGCACUCAGAUGUUUGAAGACAGGAGCAGGGGAUGUUGCUUUUGUUGAACACACUGCUCUGGAAAGUAUUGAUGAGAGUGAUAGGAAGGAUUUCAGCUUGCUGUGUACAGAUGGCACUCAGGCUCCACUAAGUCAGUUCAGGAUCUGCAACCUGGGUCGUGGUCCAGGAGGAGGGGUGGUCACACGAUUAAACAAUCGGAAGACUGCCCGCAAGUUCCUGGUGGCAACACAGAUGGCCUUUGGCCAACGAGGAAGAGAGAAGCAGCGCUUUCAGCUAUUUGAGUCAGCUCCCUUCGGUUCUAGUGAUCUGCUUUUCAAGGAUGUGACACAGAAACUGGCUAUUCUACCAGAUGACAAGGACAUCAGUCAGGUCCUCGGUUUGGAUUAUGUUGCUCUCCUCAAAGGCCUCGGACAUGAAGGUAGCUCACUGGAGGACAGUGUUGUGCGUUGGUGCUGUAUCAGCAAUGCAGAGCAGGCAAAAUGUGAGAAAUGGGCCCUCAGUAUAAAGUCAGACCCAUUGGUGUGUGUCAGAGCUGUCUCAAUGAGUGACUGUGUAGAGAAGAUCAAGAGAGAUGAAGUGGACGCUGUCUCGCUGGAUGCCACACAUGCCUUUAUUGCUGGAAAAUGUGGCCUUGUUCCGGUUGUAACAGAAUUUUACGGGACAACAUGUGUUCCUUCUGAGGGAGGACCUGAUGGAGCGGUCCACUUAGAGACGGAUGUGUUACCACCUGUGUUGGGGGUGGCAGUGGUGAAACGCUCCAGCAGAAGUGUUUCUUUUGGGACCCUUGGAGGCCGACGCUCCUGCCAUGGUCAUAUGUACAGUCCUGCUGGCUGGAUCCUUCCCUACCAGUACCACCUGAGCCUAGAGCACAACAGUACAUCCACAUGUGACCCUACAAAAGUGUACAAUGAAGUGUUCUGGAAGGGGUGCCUCCCUGGCUCCCAGGGGAAUCUGUGUAAAGUGUGCAUGGGUGGCACAGUGGAGGCUGCCACCAAACGUUGCGCAGACAAUCACAAUGAACGCUACUAUGGAAAUAUGGGGGCUUUAAGGUGCCUGGUUGGAGAUGCCAGUGGCAAAAGCUAUGGAGAUGUGGCCUUCCUUGAGCAGCACAACCUGGAGACAAAUAUCCUAAGUCUGAGCACCAGUGGUUGGGCAGAGGGGUGGUUGCCCUGGGACUUUGAGCUUCUGUGUGGGGAUGGCCGUCGUGCUCCUUUGUCAGAAUGGGAGAGUUGUAAUUUAGGAACCAUCCCUCCCAAUAUUAUUAUGACUCGUCCUGUGCUCACUGCCCGUGUGUAUGAUUUCCUCAUGAAGUCACAGGAGACUCUGGCAGCCAACCAGGGUACUGAGUUUAGACUCUUUCAGUCUGAGCAGUAUGGAGAGAGUGACCUGCUUUUCAAAGAUGCUACAAAGUGCCUGGUCCACACCAGUCAUCUGGACUAUCGCACUAUCCUUGGGGAGGACUUUUACAGACAAGCAGAGACUGUAUUCAACUGCACACAUUCUGACAUUUUGGAAUUUUGCAACCAGGACAUCUGCAGCAUUUUCUGAGGCAGAUGGAAGAAAACAUGAGCGUGAUGGAGAGGACUUGGAGGCCAAUAAAGGCUGAUACCUGUGUCUCGAUUUGAUUAAACAUAUUUUAAGAUGUAUGAGUA